Molecule: messenger RNA, 2767 nt
Organism: Cottoperca gobio
Lineage: Eukaryota; Metazoa; Chordata; Actinopteri; Perciformes; Bovichtidae
Gene: cth
Product: cystathionase (cystathionine gamma-lyase)
Exons: 12
Coding region: 96-1325 (409 amino acids)
Biological process (GO): transsulfuration
Cellular component (GO): cytoplasm
Molecular function (GO): pyridoxal phosphate binding; cystathionine gamma-lyase activity
Source: RefSeq, a predicted model, not a curated record
CCACGUUACAUAGCUAUCCCGUAACCAUACAGUGGUAAUGCAUACUCACUCUCAAUCUACUGUAGUACUCUACACAUUACGAGGAGCGCAUUGCCAUGGAUCAAAACCACAAGCAAGACGAGCAGAGCGAUUUGUUCGCCGGCUUCAGCACAGCAUACAAAUCUUUCGCCACAGAGGCAAUUCACGUCGGUCAGGAGCCGGAGCAAUGGAAAUCGAUGGCUGUAGUACCGCCGAUUUCUCUGUCUACCACAUUCAAACAGUUUGGACCAGGAAAGCACGCCGGCUUUGAAUACAGCCGGAGUGGAAACCCUACAAGAAACUGUCUUGAGAAGGCUGUGGCUGCUUUGGAUGGAGCAAAGUAUUGCAUUGCUGUUGCCUCAGGGCUGGCAGCCACAGUCACCAUCACUCACAUGCUCAAGGUGGGGGAUGGAAUCGUCUGCAUGGAUGACGUGUACGGAGGCACAAACCGCUACUUCCAAAGAAUUGUAUCUGAAAGUGGCCUGGAGGUGACUUUUGCUGACUGUACAAAACCAGAGCUGCUGAAGGCCGCUCUCAAGGCCAACACUAAACUGGUUUGGAUUGAGACGCCCACCAAUCCCACGAUGAAGGUUGUUGACAUCCAGGCCUGUUCUGACGUGGCCCAUGAAUACAACAAAGACAUAGUUGUGGUCGUAGACAACACCUUUAUGUCUGCCUUCUUCCAGCGUCCCUUGGCUUUGGGAGCUGAUAUCUGCAUGUAUUCAGCUACCAAAUACAUGAAUGGGCACAGUGAUGUGGUAAUGGGUCUGGCCUCAAUGAACCGGGACGAUCUGUAUGAGCGACUGAAGUUUCUGCAGAAUGCACUGGGCUGUGUACCAUCUCCCUUCGACUGCUUCCUGUGUAAUCGAGGACUAAAGACGCUACACCUGCGAAUGGAGCGGCACUUCAAGAACGCCAUGGCUGCUGCCAAGUUUCUGGAGGCCGAUCCCAGGGUUGAGCGGGUCAUCUUCCCAGGCCUGCCCUCUCACCCCCAGCAUGAAGUGAUGAAGAAACAAUGCACCGGAUGUCCGGGGAUGAUCACCAUCUACAUUAAGGGCACGCUCGAGCACGCCAGCACCUUCCUCAGUAACCUCAAAUUGUUUGCGAUAGCUGAGAGUCUUGGUGGUUAUGAAAGUUUAGCAGAACAUCCGGCGAUUAUGACCCAUGCAUCAGUGCCAGAAAAAGAGAGGAUUGUUCUGGGGAUCAGUGACACACUCAUCCGACUCUCUGUGGGCCUGGAGGAUGAGGACGACAUCAUUAACGACCUGGAGCAAGCCCUGGCAGCUGCUCAUCCAAAGAAGAAGUGAAAUGUCUGCAGGCUUCCUCGAGGCUGAGGGGGAAAUAAGUCGAAGUCGGGAUGAAACACCGGUGGUUAGCUGAAGAAUCAAAUCAUUGCAAACCAACACUUGGUAUCUCAGAUCAGCGCACAAACGGCAGAGAUUCAACAUUCUUCAGGGAACAACUUGUUCUUUAAAAAUAAAAAUUGUGCUUCUUGUGAAUAAUUAACCUUGUGAAAUAAUUUUCACCUGAUAAUUGUUUAAAUGCCUAAUCUUAUUUGCUGUAUGCUAAAUUUGUUUUGUUUUCAUGUUUGUAUUUGUUCUGUUUGGUUUGGACGGCAUUAAUAGAGUCAUAGUAUCAUUCAGUCAAGACUGUUCAGUAUGACUUUCUGCAGGAAAAAACACAAACAUGGUUUUCUUCAAAAAAGUAAAGGUCUGGAGUGCUUGAAAGUUCAAUCAAGUGUCCCGAAGGUGCUCCAAGGCACUAUUCUUGAAUUAAAAAGUCUUUAAUGAGAUGGCUAUUUCAUGGUGACGUUCUAAAAACAUAGACAAUGCUUGUACAAAGUUCAAAUGGAGCUGAGAGAACAACCCACAUGUAGCGGCUUCAAGGUGUUCACACCCUACAAGCAUUGUCUAUGUGUUUAGUAUUUCACAAUGCCAUCUGAUUUAAAAGCUCUUAAACUUUUGGCCAGAAGAGUUCCUUGGACCUUUCUUCUGUUUUUAAACUGUUCUUUCUUUUUAAUCUAAUAAAACUUGUGCACUUCAGGCUGUAUCCUAGUUUUGAUGUCUCCAAACGUCACUGCCCUUAGUACAACUUUACUCUGUAUUAAUAAUUCUAGCAGGCAUAGUUUCCUAUGUAAAAGAUUGUAUUAAGACGUUCAUUUGCUCUCAUUAGUCAGACUAAACAAACUCAUACGGGUGAAGCUAAUGCCGCCACCUACUGUUCAAAAGUCAGAAAUAUUUUCUCUUUAAAAGAUUUUAGAGGCUUUUUCAAAACCAUUCAAAUCAUUUUAUGAAGAACAAACAACAUCUCCAUUCAAAAUGGAGAAUAAUGUGUGUAUUUGGUUACAGAAUAGUCAUAUGAUUCAUAUUCCAAUAAAUGAGGUAAGCACAUACCUUAUUUGGAGCAGAAUUUCCCAGCAAUGACGAUGAUGAAGGUUUUUUUAUAGUAACAACUCAGGGCUGUUACAGGAGUAUUCAUCCUAAUGUUUCUAAUGAAUUUAUGUGAUGAAACAGUUGAUGUGUUAUUGAACUCAAGUCAAAGAGUCGUGGCCAAAGACAAAAGCAAAUACUUCCCCCAAGUCAGGACUCAUGGUAAAAAUGUUUCAUUCAGGCAUUUCCACUUUCUGCUCUGUAUUCACAUGUAUACAUGCUCAAAUAUACGCUUCAUUUAAUCAUUUCAACCUGGGGCUACUCACGAUCAAUGUCAUUUAUUUAGCCGACAAAUCCAUUAAAAUCCGUUUGCAGUACAA